AUGCGGGCACGGCCCCUGACGGCGGCGCGUGAGGACGUGCCAGAGUCCGAGGUUGUGGACUUCGCAGUCGAGCUGCUGCGCGCUGCAGAGCACUGCCCAGAGCGCGAUGCGGGCACAAUCCUGAGCGGCCCGUGGCUGGGGUGGCAGUCGGGCUCCGACCUCGCCCCGGCCCCGCUGCGCAAGGCCGACCCCGGCGCGCCCGCGCCGUCCGCGCACGCGGCGCUGCGCGCGCCGGCCGGCGCGGGCGGCGUCGUCGUGGCGCGCGUGCGGGCGCUGAUGCAAAGGAUGGCGGCGGCGCCCAGGGACGAGCCGCCGCCGUGGGGGGCGCGGGUGGUGACGAAGCGGACGUGCAAGCUUGUGGCGCAGGCCGGCGGCGGGGACAUUGGAAUGACCUGGGGCGCCUAUAAAUGGGCUGUCCGGUCGGGGGAAACAGUGCCGCCGCAGCAGGGCGCAGUCGGGGUUGCCGGGGACAACGAAGAGUGGGAGGAGUCGGACGCGGUUGUGGGAUAG
Monoraphidium neglectum is the source of this 510-nucleotide messenger RNA. RefSeq lists its product as hypothetical. The record is from RefSeq and is a predicted model, not a curated record. The transcript has a single exon. NCBI's taxonomy places the organism in Eukaryota, Viridiplantae, Chlorophyta, Chlorophyceae, Sphaeropleales, Selenastraceae. The coding region runs from base 1 to 510 and encodes 169 amino acids.